AUUUAAAGUGACAGCAGACAUCGUUGCGAGUUCUCCUCUCUCUCUACAAAAAGUUCGGAGGGAGAUCCCAUCGACUUUGAAACCGGACGUUCCUCAUACGUUGUUUCAUUGCUUGUUUGAGUCAAACACUAUCUCUGAUCGUAGAUUGUACCGAGGGGAGAAUGGCGUUUAGCGGCACCACACAGAAAUGCAAAGCCUGUGAUAAGGUUGUUCAUUUCAUCGAGUCGUUGGCAGCUGAUGGAGUCACUUACCACAAGACUUGCUUCAAAUGCAGUCAUUGCAACGGGCGCCUCGCGAUGAGUAGCUACACCUCCAAGGAUGGAAUUCUGUACUGCAAGCCACAUUUUGAACAACUCUUCAAGGAGACUGGCAAUUUCUCUACAAAAACCCAAUCCUCUGCAAGACCAAAUGACCUGUCUAGGACACCUAGCAAACUCUCCUCCUUCUUCUCGGGCACCCAAGAAAAAUGCAGGGCAUGCACCAAAACCGUGUACCCCCUUGAAAAGGUGACAGUGGAGGGAGAUUUUUACCACAAGUUGUGCUUCAAGUGCGCCCAUGGAGGCUGCAAAUUGUCACCGUCGUCAUACGCUGCGCUCGACGGAUUCAUCUAUUGCAAGCCCCACUUUGCUCAGUUGUUCAAGCAGAAGGGAAGCUACAAUCACCUCACCAAAACUGCUUCCAUUAAGAAAAAUGCAACUGCAGCGGUAUUUCCAGAACCAGGGCCAGAUGAUGAAGCCAAAUCAGAGAUACAGACCCAAUAACAAUCGUUAAAUGAGUCCUGGGUGUUCCAUAAAUUUCUUUUGUUGUUGUCGUACUUGUGAAUUGGGAAGGAGGUUGAAUUUGAAUUCGGUUUUGAUUUUGGAAGUUGGAAGGAUGUUGUGGGUUUGUUUUAGUGUAUUAUAUAAAGGGAUACGAGACAAUGGAAAUUUUGAUCUUCUCCUUUUGUAAUC
This is a messenger RNA of Rhododendron vialii, 950 nucleotides long. RefSeq names its product LIM domain-containing protein WLIM2b-like. The transcript is spliced from 5 exons. The coding region runs from base 162 to 761 and encodes 199 amino acids. The record is from RefSeq and is a predicted model, not a curated record. Gene Ontology annotation, molecular function: actin filament binding. Gene Ontology annotation, biological process: actin filament bundle assembly. Lineage: Eukaryota; Viridiplantae; Streptophyta; Magnoliopsida; Ericales; Ericaceae. Gene Ontology annotation, cellular component: plasma membrane; actin cytoskeleton.